Messenger RNA from Oppiella nova, 2228 nucleotides. NCBI's taxonomy places the organism in Eukaryota, Metazoa, Arthropoda, Arachnida, Sarcoptiformes, Oppiidae. The record is from the annotation of a GenBank genome assembly.
ACUGUAUGACUGUAUGACUGGCUCUGUGUUCAGGGAUUGAGAGCAGAAAUGGCUGAACACUGACUGAGACAACAACACAACCGUUAACAUCAAGACUGAAGACACCAUCAGUUGGUCCAUCACUCCCACAGUGAACCCAAGAGUGAAUGAGUGGUCGUAUCGCUUGUAUGAAGAGUCCGAGUAUUGAUAGUGAUCUAAAAGUGGAGACAUCGGCGGUAAACGAGUUGACCGUUGCUUUGAGCCAAUCUCGACCUCACAGUCAUUGUUAUCAUAAGACCUGUUGUCACGACUGUCACCACAUCCACACCAGUGACCACACCAUCGCACGCCAUGAGAACCAUUUCGUCGAUGCAUUUGUCCGACAACUCCACUGAUGAUGAUGGCUGUUAUAAUGUGUCCCAAAGUAGGAGCGAAGUGUCGCUCACUUCGGCUCCCAUUCCAAUACCAGACACUGGAUCUCAGAAACGACAGCAACAACAACGAAGACGAAAGAAGAAGCGCACCAGUAGUUCGAGUCUAACCGCCAACACCUUCUCCGACCUCUACUCCCUGACCGGCGAAUUCCUGGGAGAGGGCGCCUACGCCUCCGUACAGGAGUGCAAAAACAACUACACCGGCAAGAAGUAUGCCGUGAAAGUGAUCGAUAAGAUCCCCGGCCACCACCGGUCGCGGGUGUUCAGGGAGAUCGAGAUCUUCUAUCACUGCCAGUCCCACCGCAAUAUCAUCCAAUUGGUCGAGUUCUUCGAGGAGACCACCAAAUUCUACCUGAUCUUCGAGAAAGUGAAUGGCGGACCACUUCUGGCGCACAUUCAAAAGCGGGUGCACUUCACUGAGAACGAGGCCAGCCUUAUAGUACGUGAUAUCGCCAAUGCUCUUAAGUUCCUCCACCACAAGGGGAUUGCGCACCGGGACCUCAAACCUGAAAACAUACUGUGCUUUAGUGAGAACCAGGUCUGUCCCAUCAAAAUAUGUGAUUUCGAUCUCGGGUCAGGUGUUGUGCUCAGCGAUUCGUCCCCAAUCAGCACUCCAGAACUCUUAACACCGGUCGGAUCCGCUGAAUUCAUGGCACCAGAAGUUGUGGAGGCCUUCAUCGGUGAGGCCUCUCCUUAUGAUAAACGAUGUGAUUUGUGGUCAUUGGGAGUCAUAACAUACAUCCUUUUGUGCGGUUAUCCGCCAUUCUAUGGCUGUUGUGGCAGUGACUGCGGGUGGGAGAGGGGAGAGUUCUGCCAGUCGUGUCAAGACCAACUGUUCACUUGUAUCCAAGACGGCACGUAUGACUUCCCUGAGCGCGACUGGGCCUACAUUAGCGAAGACGCCAAAGACUUGAUCCGCCAUUUGUUGGUGAAGGACGCGAGUCAGCGCUACACCGCAGAGAUGGUGCUGAACCACCGGUGGGUGGCGUGUGGGGGGCCCCGCACUCUGCUCGAGACCCCACGAGUUAUUCGUCGCAAUAAUAGCGCUAAGGAUUUGGCGGCGUUUGCGGAGAGCGCUAACGCUAUGAAGCGUUUGGUUCUCCGACACCAGACAUAUAGCACUGACUUCUCAUUCAAACCCAAACUCUCUUCACAUCACGAGAACGCCAACGAAGAGAGCGACCAAAUGGCCAUUUCCUUCAAUAUCCCCAUCACUCCCACCUCAGAGUCGGGAAGCCUUUCGCCGCCAAUUAUGAUGAACUCGUUUUCCGAGAAGUGUCUCAUGUCUGGUCCCCUUCCCAUCGACCCAAAGAUUGCUCAAAAUCGAGUCAUUCGCACGACUCUCAGUCUCGGCAGAAGUUUCGGUGAAUCAGAACUCAUGGGUUUCUGAAAAGUUUGCUUUCCUUCAGAUUUUCUAUUUUUAGAUAUUCUCACAAAACAUGUUUCAAAUUGAAUCACUUUUUCUAAGUUUUCUGGACUAAAAUUUUCUAUGUUUUCAAACUUCCGAUAGACUUAUUCAAAAAUCCAUUCAUAUAAUGGACACAUUUAUUACAAAAAUAUUGAUUUUCCAAAAAGUUUUUCUAAUUUAUUUGAAACACGUUUAACUAUUGAUUAGUAUUUAAUUUGAUAACUAAACGAAUACAUAUUUUGAAUACAAUCUCCAAAUGAGAGGUCUAUCUCUCCUCCGAAUAGAGUACUCGAACUCUUGUGUCGAAAAUGUAUAAAUCAAUCAAAACUUCCAAACACUAAACACAACUUUUUUACCGCAAUUCAUUGACAACACAUUUGUCUGCAUUUCUCAUUAAACAGAGCUUU